AUGACAUUAAAAUCAUGUAUUCGUUUAUAUAAUUACCAAUAUAAUAUCAAAACUCAAGGACAAAUUUUAUCAAAUUCACUUAAAAAUUCUUUCAUUCAAACAUCAUUUAUUCAUUUCUAUAAUCGAUAUAAUCAUAAUAAAUACAAUCAUCAUCUAUUUUCUAUAAUUGUUAAUAAAACAAUUACUAUAUAUUCAAAUAUAUGCAUAGGUUUAAUGUCAAAGAAAAUAUUCGAUUCAUUAAAUAAAAUCAUAUUUGCACCUUAUAAUUAUUUACAUGAUAAACUUUCAUUUUCUUCUAUAUUCAAUUUGUAUUUUCAUAUUCAUUAUUUAAAUGAUUUGUUAAUAUUUGAUGAAACAGAAAAAAUGAUUAAUGAUUAUGAAAAAUCAAAUUUUUUUUGUUCAGUUAUUGAUAUGACUAUGUUAUCAGAUAUAUAUGUUGAUCAACAUUUAAUUUUAACACAAAAAUUAGAUAAUACAAUGAAACAUCUUUUCUUUAAAAUGUAUUCAUCUUCUAGUAAACAUAAACAAAACAACACGAUUCAUUCAAAUAAAAAAAAAGAAUUAGAAAAUAAAAUUAAACAAGAAAAGUCAAUUACUAAUGUAAAUGGUCAAUUAUGGGAAUUUACAGUUGAUGAUCGGUCUCAUCCUCGAUUUGAAGAAAUUAAUGCUGAACUUGAUCGUAUAGCAAUUGAACUUGUUAAACAUGGUCAUAAUCUUGAUUCAGCUUGGAUAACUCCGAAAGUACGAGAAGCUACACUUCGUGCAUCCGCUUCAUAUUAUCGUAGUGGAAGGCUUGCAUUAGCUUUUAAUUUGAUUCAAAGAUCUGUUCCAUUUUUUAUUCAAAUUACUAAUGAUAUUCGUACUUGUCAGGAUUGUCAUGAAUUCAUGAAACCAGUAGUUAAACUUGGACAGUGUAAAAUAACUAUUUGUAAUUCUAAUCGUAUUCAUCGAUUUUACAAAAAUGGUGAAUGUUCUUGCAAAGAUUAUUUUUGA
Rotaria sordida is the source of this 993-nucleotide messenger RNA. The record is from the annotation of a GenBank genome assembly. Lineage: Eukaryota; Metazoa; Rotifera; Eurotatoria; Philodinida; Philodinidae.